AUGGAUCUGGAUGCGUGCAAGAUGCUGUCCAAUACGAACAUCCGCGAGGACGAUGCGGACUUCUUUUCGGGCACUGGCGAGGUGGCAUGGGACGAGGUGGAGGAGGAAGCUGAGAUAUGUUUCGAAGAGGAAUCCGAUGUGACGGAUGAAGCAGAGCCAGCAGAACCCCCAUCAAAGAGGGCCAGGUUGACCCAAGAAGUCAAUGGAGCUGGUAGAGUCGUCUCGGACGCGGUCGAGCAAGAUGCCGAGAUCUUUUUCGAAGAGGAAUCCGACAUGUCGGAUGAUGCGGACGGCACGCAUGCUCCAUCAAAGAGAGCCAGAUCAGCCCAGGAGAUCAAUCUCCCGGAGAGGCGCAGCAAAGAGUCCCUUGCAACACAGGUGGUGAGAGCCCUGAAGGAUGUCCCGACGCCGGAUCUCCGGGUGAUUCAAAGCUGCAUCCACGGCUUGCCGUCCGAGCUCCGUUUGUUCCCCCGGUGCAUCUCAUAUUGCUACUUUUGGAUGAUGGAUGGAAGGCGAAGAUGUGGGAAGAGCUGCAAGUAUCUUCACAGCAAGUUGCCACAAGGGUCCAUUGCAAAGAGCAUGGUUGACAAGAGUUUGGGCCACUUUGCGAUUGAAGACGCUUCCAAACAAGUCUCCAACUGGGUGUUGUGUGAUGUCGCUUCGGACCUGGAGGAGCAAAGAUGCUUUGUGCUGGAUGGAGCCAAGGGAGCUACCAUCACCAGUUUGCAAAGACCGCGGGACAAGGUUUUAAGUCCAAACGUAGAUGCAGAUGCUGUGAAGGCACUGCAGGCCAAGAGCUUGAGUGUGUACUCGUCCAGCUUCGCAGCAUUGGCUGUGGCCUCGCAGGCGAAAGUUGAAUUCGGAUGUGUCUACCUUGACUACAUGUGGCCUUUGAAUUAUUUCGAGAGCACCCAGCGGGAGGUGCAGAACCGUCUACGCAAACAGUCCGACAUUGCUGCAAGAUCCGACCGCCUUGCAGCGUGCAACGAGUACAUCACUGCCUCUCUGACAGAUGGUAUUCAUGAUGUGGAACUCUUGGUUCUGGAUCCUGGGCACAGUUUGUUAAGCCGAAGUGGCGCGGUCUUGGCCGUGACCAUGGUUCACUCGCAGAAAUCCACGCUGCGCGCGCAGCGAGCGCGCCUGGAGCGUGUGUUGGUCGAAGGAGCAAGACUGCAUCAGGUCUCUUUGGACUUCAUGGGGUACACAAAGCCGAGCAGCCGACCCGUGGCAACCUAUUUCUACGGUUGGAAUCUUUAUUCCAAACUUGCCUUGCUCCCGAAUGUGUCGAAGAAAUUAAAAAAGCACUGCUUCUUCAACGACAGCUGCAACCUUUACUCUCCACAGAGCGGUUCCAAGAGGCGGCCGCGACCAUUUGCUCCCAGAAGACGGCGAAAAGGCUUCACAUAA
Messenger RNA from Symbiodinium sp. CCMP2456, 1407 nucleotides. The record is from the annotation of a GenBank genome assembly. NCBI's taxonomy places the organism in Eukaryota, Dinophyceae, Suessiales, Symbiodiniaceae.